AUGCCGGAGGUUGACGAUGGUUUCCAACCUGAUGUUGACAAGUCAAUGCAGCAUCUCAUCCAUCAGGAAAAGGAAAUCUUCCAACUCGGCCCGGCUCAGGACUAUGACGAAACCCUCGCCACGGCAGAGUCUUCUGCGCAGAUGCCCUGGAUUUGGUUCUUGGUGUUCCCGGGCAGCUGCAGCUUGGCGUCUGGAACUUUGUCUAGCCAGUCCAUCUUCGUGGAGACUCUGGCAGAAGUUGGAGUGUUCCAUUCCGUUUGCGAGAACUUCGCCUACGGGUGUGCUUUGGCUUCGCCUUGGCUGCAUGUUCUGACAUCUGUCUUCGGAGUGCAGCUCUCAGUUUUGCAGAUGGUUGCGUUGCACUCCCCAGUCUUGGCGCAGGCUCCCUAUGGAGAGCUGCUAUUUGGCCAUAAGUCUGAUGGCAAGAUGCUGGUGAAGAUCAACGUUGUGGGCAGUGCAGUCGCCGGUCUUCUCCUGGCUCCUCUGGCUGGAAUGCUUGCGGACGGCUUUGGCCUAGAGGCCUUCACCGUUCUUCUCGCAGCCUCGGCGUUGGUGGCCGCGGUCACCGUGGGCAUCGCAUCCUGGCCAGCUCAAGCUCUGUGUACGUCAUCUGCAGUUCUGUUUACAAGCUGCUUGUCAAUCUACGUCUGGCGAUACACACUUCUGUACUCGCCGCCCAGUCGCUUUGGUACUGUUCAGGGCAUCUUUUCAACAGCCCUAAUCAUCGUCAGUACACUGCUGUCGGUUGCUGGAAUGGCCGCCAUCUCCUUACGGCCUCCAGGCCUGAACGAGUAUCGAGUCUCGAUGCUCGCCUGUGGGCUGAUGGGUGCGGUUCUUAUGGCACACUAUGUCGCAUAUAUCAGGCGCUACCCGCCACCAGACUGUCCUACCAUGUUGCCCGAGGACGAGGCCAUGCUGGCAAAGAGCUUUGGAUGCGGAAACUUGGAUGAGGUUUGUGAAGUGACUCGAGUGCGAAGAAAGUCCAUCCUCAUCAAAAAGAUGGGCUCGAACCGCUCGGAGGACUUGCUCAGCCUCCUCGCGGGCAUGGACGUUCACAAGUUGAUGGAGCUGGGAAGUUGUAAAGCUUUGAACCUGGGUGGUCCGAACCAGGCGAAGCGGCCGGUUGAAGACAUCGCUGCAAUGAUGGAAGAGGAGGAUUCUGUUUUUCAACAGGAAGUGGAGGAGAAGCACCCCGGGCCUGAAGCGUUGGUGGCAGAGUCCAGCAGCGUAGCGGAGCCGCAGGCGGGCGUCCGGGAUCGAGCGCGGUACCUGGCCAGGCUCGUGGCCGCUGCUGAUGCUCAGGCCGUAAGAGAAUUCUUGCUGACGGAGCCGCUGGAAGAUAUAUGGCGAGUGUGGCUUGACUUUGAGAAGUGGCAAGCGCCGCCCGAGCGCAGAAAGAUGGACAAGGACUUCAACAACGUCAUUCCGAGCAAGGACCUAGCCGACAUCCUUCGUCGGCGUCCAGACCUCAAGACGUUCGUGCAGAGCGUCAUUGUACAAGCCGUGGAGAGAAAGAUCGCGCUGCUCGCCUGGACUCCGCGAGGUCAAUUCUCGAGAGCCCUCGGACUCUGUGCGCCAAGGACUCUGCGAGGCAAACCGAAGUGA
This is a messenger RNA of Symbiodinium sp. CCMP2456, 1605 nucleotides long. The record is from the annotation of a GenBank genome assembly. NCBI's taxonomy places the organism in Eukaryota, Dinophyceae, Suessiales, Symbiodiniaceae.